This is a messenger RNA of Symbiodinium sp. CCMP2456, 688 nucleotides long. NCBI's taxonomy places the organism in Eukaryota, Dinophyceae, Suessiales, Symbiodiniaceae. The record is from the annotation of a GenBank genome assembly.
GCUGGGAACAUUCCUCGCCUGUGAAUCGCUUCGCGCCAGCGCGCCGCCAGAAAGCGCUCAUCUGAACGUGGAUCGCCUCUGCCAGAAUAUGGCAGGGGUCCGCUUCUACAAGAUGCAACCGUUCCACAAAGACUCGCUGCAGCUUGAUGGCCAGCUUCGUGCAGGGUGUGACGGUUUCCGCUGCCUCUUCCAGCAUACUGCCCUGGCACAUUGGUGGAAUGCGAGCCCUGAAGCCGUCAUGGGCGUUGUGACGUGGCUGGCCUCUCACGCGCAGUGCUGCGGAGAACUAUGGCAAUUAACUUUUGACGCGAUACUGUUGUGUUUGCGACAUGUCCCAGACUGGAAUACCAGAGCGCAGCUUGCAGAGCAAGUCUUGACUUGGCUGCACACGGAUGCCUUGAGUGACUCAGAGAGCUUGUACGCCUGCCGCUGUAUAAUGUAUUGCGAGCCCUUCCUACACUUAUAUGAUCUGCACGACCGAGUUUUGCAGCGCAUCGCGCGCAAGAACAAACAAGCUACGGAUGGGACACGGUUGUAUCUCCGGGUGACGGCAGAGAGUGCCAUCUAUAUGUGGUCCAUACUCGGUGCAGGACCGUUGCUUUGGUAUCCAAACUGGUGCAUUGAUGUCGCCCUUGAGUCGGCGCUUGUGUGGCUAAAGCUCAGGGAUGGAGCAGAAGCGAGUCGGUGA